AGUGUGAACCUGCUUUCCACUUUCCGUUGGCUUUGCACACACGUCGCAUCCAGCACGAGCUCAUCGCCUCGGCACCCGGAGCAUAUAUACUCGUAGCACCACCACUACCGCUAGUGCAGUAAUCAGUUAAGCCUCCUCGGUGCACCGCGAAUCCAGAUAGUGGAGUCACCAGCUGCAAGAAUGUGCUUCGAGUUCAGCUCCUGUUUCGGCGGCGGCAUGAAGGACGACUACGGCGGCGAGCGGUCCAACCACAGCGGCUGCGGCGGCCUUCACCGCGGCCGUAGGGGGUACCGCAAGAACGGGAAGGGCUACAACGGCGCCGCCCACCACAAGCCGGCGACGGCCUACGACCACCAGCCGGCUCUUGAUGAGGCGGGGCGCAAGGCCUACCAUGACGGCGCGUGGAAAGCGGACCACGCCGGUGCCGGUGGGCACGGCUACCACGCCGCCUACGCCCCAGACAAGGUCCAGGAGACGCCCAAGCUUCCUGCGUCGCACAACAAGGCCGGCGACAACGACGGCUACGCCUACAACACGGCCCGCCUCCGCCAGGCUGCUGCUGAUGAUAAGGAGCACGCCGCCAUGGAUUACCACCACUACCCAACCACUACUACCACUCUUGUAAGGCAUUAGGUAGCUAGUCGUUAGUAUUACCUAGCAUGGCAGUUCAUCAAUCAGCCUUUCUACUGCCUUUGCUUUGCAACUCUGUCUGGUAGCUCUGUUUUUUUCAUGAGAGCCAGGAACCAGGGGGCUGUGGAUUUUGAUCAGAGCCUCCAUGUAUUUGUUCAUGGAUGUGCGCCACAAGGAAGGUUUUACCACUCUGUUUCUCUAGUUGCUAGCCUGUAAUUUUGCUGUGUCUGCUUUCUUCUUGUAUCAUAUUAUCAAGUAAAAGAAAGCAUUUCUGAGAUCUC
Messenger RNA from Hordeum vulgare subsp. vulgare (domesticated barley), 911 nucleotides. RefSeq lists its product as uncharacterized. The coding region runs from base 181 to 633 and encodes 150 amino acids. The transcript has a single exon. The record is from RefSeq and is a predicted model, not a curated record. Lineage: Eukaryota; Viridiplantae; Streptophyta; Magnoliopsida; Poales; Poaceae.